Eruca vesicaria subsp. sativa (arugula) is the source of this 3035-nucleotide messenger RNA. NCBI's taxonomy places the organism in Eukaryota, Viridiplantae, Streptophyta, Magnoliopsida, Brassicales, Brassicaceae. The record is from the annotation of a GenBank genome assembly.
GCAAAAUAAUAGUUUUAAAAACGAAAUAUAUUAUUUUAUUCCUAUGAACUCCAAUUUCGGGUUCAUUGAUGGAAGAGCACAUUUCUUCCGGGUUCAUUACUAUUCACGGUCCCACUAAAAAAUAAUAAAAAAUUUUAAUGAACCCCAAAGGGAGGUUUAUUAAUGUGGUUGCUCUAAUAUUUAAUACCUAGUAAGGGGUUUAUGAAGGGCUUUGACACCUCUGUAGUCUUCUUCCGUCUUCAGACACUAUCCGUACGGUUUCUUGUCUCUCAGGGCAAAUACCUAACCCUAAUUUCCCGAUCAUGCUGAAGCUCCUCUCUUCAACCGCUCUAGUGAAUCCGUCUUCUCGGGUCGGGUCAAUUCCGGUCAAGACUCCACUCUUCAAAGCACUGAGUCAGCUAACCGGAUGGAACCGGACUCCCCACGAGUUGACUCGUCGUGCUUUCUGCUCUAACCAAAGUGACGUCGCGGCCGAUCUCAAGUCAGAUGUGUCGGAUUCCGACAAGAAAUCGUCCUCAGCGGUUGUUGUCUCAACGACCACCAACCUUGACGAUUAUCAAACGGUUAUAGCAUUGCCAUUGCCCAAGAAGCCUCUUUUUCCUGGCUUUUACAUGCCCAUCUAUGUCAAGGAUCGUAAAUUAAUUGAAGCUUUACAAGAGAGCAUGAGGAGACAAACUCCAUACGCAGGGGCUUUCCUUUUGAAGGAUGAUGAAGCUUCAGCUGAUUCAUCUACUUCUUCUACCUGUGAAACAGAGAAUGUUCUAGAGAGUUUGAAAGGCAAAGACUUGCUUAACCGUAUGCAUGAAGUUGGUACACUUGCUCAGAUUUCAAGUAUCCAAGGUGAGCAAGUCAUCCUUAUUGGUCGCAGACGUCUUCGUAUAACAGAGAUGGUGAGUGAAGAUCCUUUAUCCGUCAAAGUUGAACAUAUAAAGAAUAAGCCAUAUGACAAGGACGAUGAUGUCAUCAAGGCAACAUACUUUGAAGUUAUGUCGACACUUAGGGAUGUCUUAAAGACAACUUCACUCUGGAGAGAUCAAGUUCGGACAUAUACUCAGCAUAUAGGUGACUUCAAUUAUCAACAUUUAGCUGAUUUUGGAGCCGGGAUCUCUGGCGCUAACAAAAAUGAUAAUCAAGGAGUUCUUGAAGAACUGGAUGUUCAUAAACGUCUGGAGUUGACGCUAGAUUUGUUGAAGAAAGAAGUGGAAGUUAACAAGAUUCAGGCAUCCAUCGCAAAAAUUGUUGAAGAAAAAUUUAGUGGUGAGAGACGACAACUUGUGCUAAAGGAGCAGCUAAAGGCUAUCAAAAAGGAGCUUGGGGUUGAGACAGAUAGCAAAACUGCAUUUUCUGAAAAGUUUAAGGAAAGGAUCAAACUUAAUAAAGACAAAAUACCAAAACAUGUGUUAAAAGCCAUAGAAGAAGAGCUUACAAAACUGCAGCUCUUUGAAACAGCUUCAAGCGAGUUUGAUGUUACCGUUAACUACCUUGAUUGGUUGACUGUUCUGCCAUGGGGAAACCUCAGUGAUGAGAAUUUUGAUGUCUUAAGAGCAGAGAAGAUUCUUGACGAGGAUCAUUACGGUUUAUCUGAUGUAAAAGAAAGAAUACUAGAGUUUAUUGCCGUUGGAAGUCUAAGAGGCACUUCACAAGGUCGGAAGAUCAUAUGUCUCUCGGGUCCUCCUGGAGUAGGAAAAACUAGCAUAGGACGUUCUAUAGCACGUGCUCUUGACCGCAAGUUCUUCCGGUUCUCUGUUGGUGGACUAUCUGAUGUUGCCGAAAUUAAUGGGCAUCGUCGAACAUAUGUUGGUGCCAUGCCUGGGAAGUUGGUGCAAUGUCUAAAGACUGUGGGAACAGAGAAUCCUAUCAUUCUGAUUGAUGAGAUUGAUAAGCUUGGAAAGAGCAACUCUGGUGACCCAGCUAGUGCGUUGUUGGAGGUUAUGGAUCCAGAGCAAAAUGCAAAUUUUAGAGACCACUAUCUAGAUGUUACUAUUGAUUUAUCCAAGGUCUUAUUUGUAUGCACAGCAAAUGUGAUAGAUACGAUUCCGAAACCUCUGCUAGAUAGGAUGGAAGUGAUUAGUCUCGCAGGGUAUAUCACUGAUGAGAAGUUGCAUAUUGCUAGAGACUUUUUGGUUAAAAACACAUGCAGAGACUGUGGCAUCGAGCCUGAACAGGUUGAUUUGAGCGAUUCAGCUCUUCUUUCGUUGAUAGAAAAUUACUGCAGAGAAGCUGGAGUUAGAAACCUCCACAAGCAUAUUGAGAAGAUUUACCGUAAGAUUGCACUUAAACUAGUACGCCAAAGAGCAUCCAAGGAAGUGCCUGAAGAUACUAAACCUUUAGCAGAAGGAUCCACUGAUGAGUCAGCAACUAAGGAGUCAACAGAUUCAAAGACUGAGCAGAGUGGAGUGGUUAUGAUUGAGGAAUCAAACCUUGCUGAUUACGUAGGCAAACCUGUUUUCCAUGGAGACAAGAUCUAUGAACAGACACCAGUAGGUGUUGUAAUGGGUCUAGCUUGGACAUCCAUGGGUGGAUCAACACUCUACAUAGAGACAACCUUUGUGGAAGAAGAAGAACGCAAAGGCCGUCUUCGUAUAACAGGCCAGCUCGGAGACGUGAUGAAAGAAAGCGCACAGAUAGCUCACACAGUCGCCAGAAGAGUCAUGCUUGAGAAAGAACCAGGGAAUCUCUUCUUUGCAAACACCAAGGUUCAUCUACAUGUUCCUGAAGGAGCCACACCAAAAGACGGUCCAAGCGCAGGCUGCACAAUGAUCACUUCCUUGCUAUCACUUGCAAUGAAGAAGACUGUAAGGAAGGAUCUUGCAAUGACAGGAGAGGUCACUUUAACCGGUAGAAUACUUCCAAUAGGUGGAGUUAAGGAGAAGACUAUAGCUGCGAGAAGGAGUCAAGUGAAGAUGAUAAUCUUUCCAGAGGCUAACCGUAAAGAUUUUGAUGAGCUUCCAGAAAACUUGAAAGAAGGGCUUGAUGUUCACUUUGUGGAUGAAUAUGAACAGAUUUUCGAGCUAGCAUUUGGAUAUGACCAUUAG